This is a messenger RNA of Callorhinchus milii (elephant shark), 689 nucleotides long. Its product is annotated as coiled-coil-helix-coiled-coil-helix domain-containing protein 5. The transcript is spliced from 4 exons. The record is from RefSeq and is a predicted model, not a curated record. NCBI's taxonomy places the organism in Eukaryota, Metazoa, Chordata, Chondrichthyes, Chimaeriformes, Callorhinchidae. Bases 82 to 474 code for a protein of 130 amino acids.
CAAUAGGGAGGAGGAGGGGGCGGGGCCUGGGCUGGUCACCUUCACGUGAGGCCUGGACCUGAGGAGCAGCAACAGAGCAACAUGCAGGCGGCCCUGGAGGUCACGGCGAAGCACUGCGCCGAGGAAAUGGAGGCUUACGGGCAGUGCGUCACCUCAAAGCCCUCCACCUGGCAGCAGGACUGCCACCAGCUGAAGAUGAAGGUGGCUGAGUGCACGUCUUCUCAUCCCGUCAUUCAGAAGAUCCGCAGCGAAUGUUCUGCCCCCUUCGCGAGCUUCGAGCGGUGCAUGAGAGAGAACCCGGCUUCGAUGGUCAGCUGCACCAAACACGUCAACCAGUUCCUGGCCUGUGCCGAGAAGGUCAAAGUGCCCAGUUUAGGUGAAGGUGGAGCAGCAAGUGUGACUGGACCCCGGGUGUUAUUAACAGAGGCUGAUUCCCCCAGGAGCCGGCACGAACACGCUGCGACCACCGCUUGAGAGCUGGGGGCAGGGGAGAAGGGGAGAGCUUCACAACUGCCUGAGACGUGUCGCCAUGUAACUGCACAGAACUGAGGCCAGGACUUAACUGUAACCGAAAAGACUGGCCUUUAAUUUAUGGAAUUGAGACGACGUGGGAUUUUAUUUUUACGUACACACAGAAAGAUGAAAUAUAAUGAUAGCCAAUAAAAGACCAGAGGGAUUUGAGAAUGAAA